Messenger RNA from Passer domesticus (house sparrow), 1831 nucleotides. RefSeq names its product CMRF35-like molecule 2. Bases 652 to 1611 code for a protein of 319 amino acids. NCBI's taxonomy places the organism in Eukaryota, Metazoa, Chordata, Aves, Passeriformes, Passeridae. Gene Ontology annotation, molecular function: transmembrane signaling receptor activity. The transcript is spliced from 7 exons. The record is from RefSeq and is a predicted model, not a curated record. Gene Ontology annotation, cellular component: plasma membrane.
CUUCCUGCUUCGGUAAAGGCUUCGGUAAAGGCUUCGGUGAAGGUUUCAGUAAAGGCUUCCUGACCCCGCUCAUUAGCCGUGCCCCGUCUCCUCGCACCCCCGUGUAGGAGUGUGCCCCCCAGUGACAGAGUGGCAAAGCUAGCCUUUGUCCCCCAAAAAAGGAAAGAAGCCCAGAAGUUUCUCUCAACGAUCAGGUGAAAAGCCACCUCAUAGGACCACAGAGGCUUCACCAAAAACUCGGGGUCAUCUAAUUGGAUAGAAGCCAAAAAGUCCCGCCUGGCCCAUUGGGUAGAAAAGAGGAGAACAAAAGAACUAAGGGGCUUUUGUGAGGUGUUUAUACCAGGGGCAGACCUCUGUACCUGGCUCGAGUUUUCCUGUUUGUUAUUUUACGUUUUAUUAAACCUUUUUGUUUCUAACACUGCAGCAGAAGCCAUCCUGCUUAUUAUUUGCCUCCAGAGGAAAUAGCUAAGCUAUCCUUGGUUGUGUUAGGUUCCCUGUAAAGGGUACAACACGAGGCUCAACGAGAAAACUAAAGUAAUCCCCCGCUGCCCAGGAUUUCCCUUUCCCCGCCCCAGCGCGGGGGCGGCCCCGGGGGCGGCCCGAGCUCGGCCGGGAGCGGCACCCGCGGAGCCCCGGCGUCCCGCAGCGGCCAUGCAGCUCCUGCCGCUGCUCGCCUGGGCGCUGCUGCCAGGCUGCGGGGCGGUGACGGGACCCGGCACCGUCUGGGGGUUCCUGGGGGGAUCCCUGUCGGUCACCUGCACCUACCAGCCGGGCUGGGAGAAGUACCCGAAAUUCUGGUGCAUCCCAAGUGGAGCUGGUGUUUUUACCUGUGGUAAGGACAUCAUCAUCACCUCGGAGUCGCAGCCCGUGGUGGAGCAGGGCCGGUUCUCCAUCCGGGACAACCGCACACAGCGGGCAUUCACGGUGACCGUGCACGGUCUGUCCGAGGAGGACGAGGGCACCUUCCGCUGUGGAGUGCGGAGAAGGGUUCUGCGUGAUGAGAGUGCUGAUGUGAAGGUGAUCCUGCUCUCAGCUUCUUCCACUGUCCCAUCAUGGACCUACGUGACCACCACGUCCUCUCAUCACAUUGUCUCAGGCCACACACAGACAAUUUCCCAGGGGGAAGUUUUGCAAUCAACAUCAAAUCCUUCCACCCCUCAACUCGUGAAUGUGGUUGAGCACAUCCUCACUCCAGCCAUUGUUGUGGUCCUUUUUUUGCUUGCAGUGGCUGCUGGUGUUCUAAUAGUACUCUCCAGGAAGAAGAAGGCCACAUCCAUGUUUCAUCCAGCCCUUUCUGGAGCAGCCAUAGAGAUGGACAGGACUUGCACCAUGUCACCUACAGGGGCAGAAGCCUUGACCUACGCGGAGAUCACCCGCGGCAGGGGCACGGCCGGGAGCCAGCACGGCGGUGCUGAGCCUGUCCCCCGCCUGGAAACGCUCCCGGUGGAGUACACAGAGGUCAGGCUGAGCGCUCAGCUUUUGGAAGAGGAAAGAGAGGCGUUAUAUGCCAGAGUGCAGAAGCCCGCGCCGCAGCAGGAGCAGAUCUACGCCAACGUGCCAUCAGCUCCACAGCCCAGUGAAGAGCUCUACAGCACAGUGUGGGGUACAUGAGCAAGCACCCGGCCCCACGGGCUGCUCCUGCUGCUGGCAGCACCAGUGAGACUUGCACUGAGGACACGGGGUUGAUGUUCUGCUCAGGCAGGAGCCGGCUCGAUAGCAGAGCUGUUGGUCUCUGAGGCUUGGAUGUUUCUUUGAGGCAACAUCAGACAGGAUGAGGUUGUGUGGAGGCACAGAGAGGGUUGAAGAUAAAGUCGUGCCUUUGCAAAUUCAA